AGUGGGACAGGGGGCGUGGCCAUGACUUGUGAUGGGCACUUCUGAAAGCCAUGUGAUGGACUCGCAGUUCCUCAGCGCAGUGCUCAGUGGAACAUGAGAGCUGGGACCGUGAGGAUGGCACUGGACGCAGAUGACUCGAGUAGGAAAUGUGCGCUUUGUUGCCAGAGGUGGUGUUUGUCAGCGCGCGCGCCCGCUCUUUCAGUGUUCUCGUAGGCGACUUUGCGACGGCGACGCGCUGAGAUGAAUACUUUCUACAUCACCAUUGAAGUGAUCAUCGCUGUGCUGUCUAUCGUCGGCAACGUGCUGGUGUGCUGGGCUGUCGCCAUCAACUCCACUCUCAAGAACGCCACCAACUACUUCUUGGUGUCUCUGGCUGUAGCCGAUAUUUUAGUCGGGUGCCUCGCCAUCCCCUUCGCCAUCACCAUCAGCAUCGGGCUGCCCUGCGACUUCUACGGCUGCCUUUUCCUCGCCUGCUUCGUGCUCGUGCUCACCCAGAGCUCAAUAUUCAGCCUCCUGGCGGUGGCCAUCGAUAGAUACCUGGCUGUCAAGAUUCCUCUCAGGUAUAAGGAGCUGGUUACAGGGAACAGGGCCAGAAAGAUCAUUGCCAUUUUAUGGAUUCUAUCAUUCAUCAUUGGCCUCAUCCCAUUUGCGGGCUGGAACAAGAAAGCCAGCGCCUGCAGAACAACUGAAAAUCAAAGUUCUCCUCUCCAGAAUUCCAGCGCAGAUCAGGGAGUACCCACAGAAGCAGAACAGGGCUUCUUGCAGAGCUGCCGUCUAAAAUGCCUCUUCGAGAGUGUAGUGGACAUGAGCUACAUGGUCUACUUCAAUUUUUUUGGAUGCGUACUGCUGCCCUUGCUCAUCAUGCAAGGCAUCUACGUCAAGAUUUUCACAGUGGCUCGGAAGCAGCUACGCCAGAUCAAGCUUGGAAGCGUGAUGGGCAACGGCGAGAGCCGGCAACACCAGCACCAUCGUGGGCUCCUGCAGCGCGAAAUCCGUGCCGCCAAGUCCCUGUCCAUUAUCGUAGGCCUCUUUGCACUGUGCUGGCUGCCAGUGCACAUCCUCAACUGCCUCACCCUCUUUACUCAAGUGGACAAGCCCGACUACAUCAUGUACGUGGCCAUUAUACUCUCGCAUGCCAAUUCAGCUGUCAACCCCAUUAUCUAUGCUUACCGCAUCCGGGAGUUCAGAAACACCUUCCGGAAAAUUCUGGCACGCCACUUUCUUUGCCGUCGGGAAGAGCUGUACCUGAGCGCCAAUGGAAGCACCCGACACAGAGAACAGAUUACCAUGACCAUUGAUCUUCCGUUAUAGGAUCAUGAGACACUGGAAAUGCUAUUUUAACUUAAUUUAAUCUUAUUUUCAAUGAUCAUCAUUCAAAAUAUGGGGAGCAAUGUUUACAGGCCAGAGAAUAACUGCAACAAAUGUGGAUUGCUAGGCUGUUUAUGAGGACUGAAAGGAAGUGUACUGAUGGCACUUUGAAAGCAGGUCUCUCUGGAACUUUUUUUUUAAACAUUAUUGUUAACUAAAGCAGAGGGCGAAAUGCUCCUUUCCUAACACUACUAAGACAGAGAUACAGGAAAUAUCUCCUCUUCACCCUGACGCAACUAACAAGCUUGAUCAAACUGUACUCUUCAUUCCAAGUCUUGUUCACUUAAAGCUUUUUUUUGAAGGAACUGCAACAAAUUGUGAAGGAGAAAGGAAUAACUCACAGCCAGACAGACUGGGGCAGUAGAAUACAUACAACAGGCUUUUAACAAUUAACUUGUAACAGUCUUUUAAAGUGUCAUGCUUGAAUUUUUAAGACCGUUUUAAUAAAUCUUUAAAAUUUAGGUUACUAUAGAAAGCUCAGGAAAACCAUGGGGUCGGACAGGAAUCGUCUUGAGGAAAUUCACUGAAAUUCAUUGAAAGAAAACUGGGCUGAUUGCCACUUUUGACAGAGAUAGCACUGUGUAAUUGGUUAAAUCUUAGAAAAGCAGAUAAGGUAGAUCAAACACACUGGUUUCUAAUUCUAGAAACAAUGGACUCUGUAGUUGAACCAUAGUUAGUACCAUACUUCAAUGUUCCUACACGUUUGUUCCUACACGUUUGUUUUUACUAGUCACUUUGUAAGUCAUUAGAACCUGUUUUGUAAGAUAUCUCUGCAAGAGCAAAUUUCCACAUGUUGAAAUGGUAUUAUGUCACUUUACACACACUCCCACGUACAUUAUACAUUCUCUCCCGCAUAUACACACCAAGUGGUCCCAGCUGCCCUGGUGAUGGACUUGGGGUUAUUGUCUCCCUCAUGAGUGCGUCACUGCUCCCAAGGGCCCAGUUUGUCAUUGAAUGUGCAAGUGCAACAAACUGCAGAGGCAGAACACAGAGCCUGGAGCAGAGUGUGUCUACUGCACUGAGAUUUAAAGUGUGACGGUCAGGCAAAAGUGUCUGCAGCAACAAAGAUUUAAAGCGUCACCUCUGAGCUAGCAGCCACCUACCUCUUUAACACUGUUCUAACAAAAUACUGUGAAUUUUAGCCACUGUCCUCCAUAUCUGAUCAAAACCAUGUGACUGUAAAAAAACAAUUCUAAAAAUUAUAACUAUUUACAUCUUGAGUGAUUUAAGAAUGUCAUCACAAGGUGACUAGUAAGUGUAUUGAUGGCACUGAACAAUGAAAAACCUAAAUGUUCUCAUUUCCGAUAUGGAAGAAAUAAAACACAAUAGGGCAUGCUGUUAUAGGAGUGUAAUCAACGAUGGGGUAGCGUGAUCCAAAGCGAAGCGGAGUCACUGUUACCACCCCAAACUUGAUUAUUUUCCAAUAACUGCACGUCCCCAAAGUGUUUUAUUCCUCUUAUACCACAACACUUUACCAACAAUUAAUUUUUUAUUUAUUUAUUAAAAAAGACAUAGAAGUUUUACCAGUUACAUUUACUGCUUUCGAUUGUCCAUGAGACAAUCAUGUUAUCACUUAAGUUAUAUCAGCUAUAAACAUUUGUUCCCUCUCUUCUUUUCUCUCUUUUGAAUAAACUUAUUCAAAAGAGAGAGAAUGACUUAAGAAAAAAAAAAAAAAAAAAAAAAACAUAGGUUGUCAUGUUACCAAGAAACCAUACAGCCCCCCCACCCUGAAGACUUUCCCGUGUUGGGAAACUCUACAGCUUUACCUCUGAGUGUUACAAAGCUCUGACGCUGGAGACUCUUUAAACAUCUCCUUAAACAAAAAAUUUAACAUAGCAACGAUUACCACACAUUUUUAAAAUCCAUUCGUGGCACAGCCGCCAUACAAGUCCCUGUGUAAGUUGUUACUUUCGAAAUGAUAACAUAUUAGAACAAGUGCAUUAAUAUAAACCCGUGACUUGCCUUACAGCCAGAGCUACUGUCUGAGCUACUUCUGAUUAAUCAGAAUCGAGAAUUCAACUGUGGUAUAAGGACGAUUAUAACACCCAGGUUGCCAUAGAACAUUUAGGACCUUGUUUUGGAAGGGGGUUCUAAACCACGCUUCUGAACUGCACUGAAUUUGUGAAGUGUUUUCAGUCGCAAACACUUUCUUGCCUUUUCAAUGAAUAUUACUUAAUGGUUCUUUAAAAGGUAAAAUGAAUAGACUUUUUAAUGGCACACAGAGUUGCCUUUUUUCUUUUUUUUUUAAUAAAUAAGUCAGUCACUCUGUCAGGCUGUGAGUGAUCAGACGCACAGUGUGUGCUUGGCUAAUGCACUGAUGUUCCCAUAAAUGGCAUGACCACUCAGACAUGACAAAUGUAUUCUAAUAUACAUCAGAGCAAAGCAAGACAAGGCAGUGGUAAAAGGCUAUUUAUUGAUUAGAAGAUGCAGUGAGGCAGGUGAACACAAGCUCUGUAGGAUCUUAAUGAAACUCGUUAAGCCUUUUAAAUCUUUGGUUUAUUACUACUCUUAAGGGCUAAACUGCAGGAAUGUGCCAAAGUGAAUGGACAUUCCCAUGGAGACCAAUCUGUACUGCACUGUAGGGGUGUUAGAGGCCAUUUUAUUUGCUUAGAAAAUGCAUUGUGUACUUUUAAUAGCUUGGUGAAAGCAGAAAAUUGAGGAAGGAAAAUGUUUCAGUUACUUUCUAGUAAAAUGUAUAACUACACAUUUAAGAUCUACUCUAGCUCUAACAUUCCUGUCUACAGAGAAACAGAAAACCUUUCAGAGAAGUGUAUUUUUAAAUGUGCUACAGUAUUCGUGCUACACUUAUCAGCAUACACUGUGGUUCAUAAUUGAUGUUGAGUAUUUGUGUUGAAGUGUUAUCACAAUAUAAUUGUCAGCUGUAUAAAGCAGUACUGUUAUUUAACAUUAAUAUGUAUGUCUGGUGACUUAUUUUGUUAAUAAAAGCCCUUUGUAUAU
Pangasianodon hypophthalmus (striped catfish) is the source of this 4326-nucleotide messenger RNA. It is a transcript of the gene adora2b, whose product is annotated as adenosine A2b receptor. Gene Ontology annotation, cellular component: membrane. Bases 241 to 1311 code for a protein of 356 amino acids. Gene Ontology annotation, biological process: G protein-coupled adenosine receptor signaling pathway; adenylate cyclase-activating G protein-coupled receptor signaling pathway; vasodilation. Lineage: Eukaryota; Metazoa; Chordata; Actinopteri; Siluriformes; Pangasiidae. The transcript has 3 exons. The record is from RefSeq and is a predicted model, not a curated record. Gene Ontology annotation, molecular function: G protein-coupled adenosine receptor activity.